AUGGAUAAUUUGGCCAACAUGGAAUUCAGUGUCGAAUAUACGAUUUAUCCACCAUUUAUUGGCCUCAAAGAACACGGUUCCACCACGACAAUGAAAGGUGUUGAUUUUUAUCUUUUAAUUGAAUUAAGUCGACAAUUAAAUUUCACAUUUCGAUUGAUAAAUCUAACCGACAAUUGGUAUGAACGUUUGAUGGCCAAUCAAAGUCUUGUGGACAUCAUAAUCGGUGGUUUUCAUUUGAAUUAUGAACGUUCAAAAUUGUAUAAAAAUCUUUAUCCAUAUUUUAUGGAUCAAACAUCGAUUAUGACAAGACAAUCAAAAAAUCAUGAAUCAUAUCAACAUGAUCGAUUACUUGAUCCAUUUGAUGAUUACAUUUGGUUGGCCAUUUUGUUUUCAUUAAUACUACUGCCUUUAUGGACAUUGAUUACGGUGCAUUGUAAUUCAAUCAAUUCCGAUUCGAUUCUGGAUUCCUGUUCAAUAUGGUUGUAUAUUUUGCUCAAACAAAAUGUUCUUUCACGUUUAAAACGUGAAUCAUCGCCCACAAUUAUUGUAUCGGCCGUAUGGAUUUGGGCCACAUUUAUGUUGUCCAAUUUUUAUGCCGGAUGUCUACUAUCAAUGAUUAGCAUACCAAUUAAUAAUCGUAUUGAUUCAUUACAAGAAUUGUCCGAUUAUUGUCAACAAGAAAAAAAUAUGGUCGUAUUGAUGGAAAACAAUACGACUACAAUGAAAAUUAUGAUGGCUGAUAAACCGCUUUUUGCACCAAUGAUUGCUCAUGAACAACUUGUUGAUCAACAAACAGAAGCAAUUAGCCUUAUACUUGAUGAAUCAAUGGCCAAAAUGAAUGGUAAAAGUUAUGCAUUUUUACAGUAUUAUACAAUACUGAAAAUAAUUCAACAAAGUUUCAGCCCUAUAAAACAUCGAUUACAUGUGGCCAAAGCAAGUGAACAAUCAUCCAUACAUACAAGUCCAACGUGUUUUCUAUUCAGAUCACAAUUUUCAUAUGUUCGCCAAUUCGAUCGAAUCACUAUUCAAUUAUUUAGCUCAGGUAUUUAUCAAUCAUGGCUUGAUAAUGAAUUCCGUACAGCCAGAAUGUAUAUAUUUGCCACAACAUUGAUCAAAAAGUUAUCUUAUCGUCAAGAUGACGGUGAAAACAAUCAAAAUGAUGAUGGAAAUUUUAAUGAUGACGAUGAUGAUGAUAACGACAGUUUUCGUCAUCUAACACUAUCACAGUUAAUGAUCUGUUUUCAUCUGUACAUGAUGGCCAUGGCCAUGGCCAUAUUGGUGGCAAUUGUUGAAUUCUUGUGGUUCAAAAAAAAAACAAAACAAAAAUUGUUUUUGUACUUAUAA
Molecule: messenger RNA, 1344 nt
Organism: Dermatophagoides farinae (American house dust mite)
Lineage: Eukaryota; Metazoa; Arthropoda; Arachnida; Sarcoptiformes; Pyroglyphidae
Source: RefSeq, a predicted model, not a curated record